Messenger RNA from Closterium sp. Yama58-4, 582 nucleotides. NCBI's taxonomy places the organism in Eukaryota, Viridiplantae, Streptophyta, Zygnematophyceae, Desmidiales, Closteriaceae. The record is from the annotation of a GenBank genome assembly.
AUGGUAUUGCGGCUGGUUAAAAUCUGCGCAUCCAGCCAUAAAUCCGCCGAUUAUGGCGCUUCCAAGGCGGCCUUCCGGCCGACCGCCGAGAAAGUGUAUCACGUGGACGUGCACCCCACGCUGCCGUGGAUCGUCUCAUCGGACGGCCACGAUAACGUCGUCGUGUGGGACUGGGAACACCGCCAGGUGCUGUACGAGGUGAACGCGGGUGGGGUGGACGAGCGGCGCCUGGUGGACGCUCAGCUGCAACGCAUCGCCGAUGGGGAGGAGCAUGCCAAGACACGAUCGUCAGCAGUGGGAGCCGAGGCCAUUCGAGGAGGAGGAGUGAAGGACGUGAAGUUUUACGACGACGAUGUUCGCUUCUGGACAGGAGCGAUUGCCCGGGCGGCAGUGGCCGAAUCCCCCACCGUCACAUCUGCCGGCCUCCUCGUGCCGCCCAUCGGCGCUGCCCCGUCCGCGGUGCGCGGGCGGCGGUUCUUGUUUGUAUGCUGCGACAACAAGGCGAUCGUUGCCGACCUUGUGACGAUGAGGACAAAGGACAUUCCCAAACUGCUGCUGGACAACCGCUCUCCGCUUUGGUGA